UCCGAUAUUUGUGGUCGCUGGUGCUGGUCUAGAAUAUUUGAUGAUAACUUGGCGUCCAUUUGGUGUAAAUUUUUAUGAAGUAUAUAAACGUAAACAAGCCAAAGAAAUAGCUGAAAGCAGAUUAAACGAAGAACGCUAAUGUCUGGAAAUAUAUCAAUUGUAACUUAUGUGAAAUUUUCACUAAUGGCCAUAACCUCUAUGAUGUUUGGAUCACAACUUGUUCACAACCAAUACAAGCCAUUAGAUGAUUUAGAAGAUUAUGUCGAAAAAGAAAUGGAAAAGUUAAAAGCUGCCAAAGAAUUGAAAACAUGAUGUAUUGGCAAGAUUACUUAGUAAUAUUUACUUAGUUAUUUUAAGAUCACUAUUUACUAAUGAGUAAUAUUGAAAAAUAAAAAUAGUUUAAUCAUA
Rhopalosiphum padi (bird cherry-oat aphid) is the source of this 408-nucleotide messenger RNA. RefSeq lists its product as uncharacterized. Gene Ontology annotation, biological process: mitochondrial respiratory chain complex III assembly. The record is from RefSeq and is a predicted model, not a curated record. Lineage: Eukaryota; Metazoa; Arthropoda; Insecta; Hemiptera; Aphididae. The transcript has a single exon. The coding region runs from base 139 to 312 and encodes 57 amino acids.